UAUCAGUUUAAUAUUAUAACCAAAUAAAGAAAAGAAAUGCUGAAACCUCCAUCAUUAUUCUUGCUGCUUCUCAUCAUCACAAUUACCCCACUAGUAACAUGCUCAAUAACAUUGAUGUCUCCAAAGGACUUGGUUGAUCAAACAUGCCAGAAAUGCGCAAACCAAUCAAAGAUCCUGAGCUACCCUCUAUGCUCAACGUCCCUCCCUGUAAUCCCUGUGAGCCACUCGGCGAACCUCCAAGGUCUCGCGCUGAUCGCAAUGGAGCUAGCACUAGAGAACGUAACAAGCUCAAUUGAAACCAUAGACAAAUUAUUGGAUGAUGAAAAUGUAAGCAGCAUUAUUGAUAACUUGAAAGAUUGCAUGGAGCUGUACAGUGAUGCGGCGUGGACAAUAGUGAAUUCAAUAGGGGCAUUCUUGUCAGGGAACUAUGAAGUGCCAAUUAAUUGGAUGAGUUCUGUUAUGGAAUCUGCAUCAACAUGCCAGCAAGGGUUUGGGAAAAAGGGUGAGGGUUCUCCAUUGACAACGGAGAAUUACAAUCUUUUCCAGUUAUGUGGUAUUGCAGUUUGCAUCAUCCAAAUGUCUAACCCAGCUGCCAAAGCUUCUUAGUGUUUUUUUCUUUUUCUCCUUUUUUCUUAUUAUAGUAGUGAGGUCAGGAAUUAAUUUUAAUUAGUAAGUAUUUGAAAAAAAAAAACAUGCGAGAAAGAGGGGAGUUACUGAGCAAGUUCAACUGCACAAAAGCGUGUUAGUUGGUUCCAUCAAUUUGGCUGUUAUAUGUCUUCCUCAUAAAUUAAGAGACAUGGAAAUGUAAAAUUCAAACUGGGCAGAGUAGUUACCUAUUCUCUGUUUUA
Molecule: messenger RNA, 848 nt
Organism: Arachis duranensis
Lineage: Eukaryota; Viridiplantae; Streptophyta; Magnoliopsida; Fabales; Fabaceae
Product: putative invertase inhibitor
Exons: 1
Coding region: 37-606 (189 amino acids)
Molecular function (GO): enzyme inhibitor activity
Source: RefSeq, a predicted model, not a curated record